AAACGCAAUUUGACCAAAUCCAUAAUGCAAAUACCUCUGCUCGAAGAAGAGAAGAAAGCCGACGUAGUCGUACACCACCACCUUCAUAUGAAGAAGUUUCGUCAAUGCUAGAUCAUCAUGAAGUUUCUGCUAGACAUAGGGGGCGUUCAACGUCAGGUGCAUUGGCAAUUUGUUAUUGA
Messenger RNA from Entrophospora candida, 179 nucleotides. Lineage: Eukaryota; Fungi; Glomeromycota; Glomeromycetes; Entrophosporales; Entrophosporaceae. The record is from the annotation of a GenBank genome assembly.